UGCAUCGAUAGCAUAGUGAGUGUCCCCAGGAUUCUCGGGACGAUCAUUUUGUUCUCCGUGCAUGGUUUUCGGGAGUGCGUCCAACAAUCGUGCGAAAAGGAAGAAGGCACAGACCAACGUAAGUGCAGGUUGAUCGGUGCGGGGUGUUCUAAGGCGGUUUUCGAAAAAAUCCUGAAGGUGAAAAGUCUACUCUCUCCUAAAACCACGCAAGUUGAUGCAGAAGCCAUCGUCAAGGGCGAACUGAACGCCGAAGAAAAAAUGGAGCCGAAAAGCCUUGACGAGGACGGCGGCAAGGUGAUACAGUACGAAAAGAGGAAAGAGGAACCCGAUGUAUGCGCCGAGGGGGAAUGUACCUGCGACGAUGGCACUCCGAACAACGGCGCUGUCUGUCGGAAAAAGCCUCUGGGAUCCGCAUGUCGUGGCAAGGAUAGCGGGGCGGCGGGCGGCACCUGCGAAAUGAAAGACGUUUACGACGGGCUUCUGUCUUUUGAGAUUGCGGGACACGGAGAGGGUGACUGAGGCUAUGAGAUAUGUGGGGGAGGGUGAUAGCCAAUCCUUGUACAGGGGGUGGUCAGUGGUCCAUAACUUCUGUGCGAAUGUACGGUCUUAUGCGCCCCCCGUAUGUAAUUUGGAUGACACUAGUUGAACAUGUUAGUUGAUUGUUUGAAAGCAGGGUGGUGGUAUAUAGUCCUAACGCAAAA
Messenger RNA from Amoebophrya sp. A25, 701 nucleotides. Lineage: Eukaryota; Dinophyceae; Syndiniales; Amoebophryaceae. The record is from the annotation of a GenBank genome assembly.